This is a messenger RNA of Zalophus californianus (California sea lion), 2551 nucleotides long. It is a transcript of the gene CPPED1, whose product is annotated as calcineurin like phosphoesterase domain containing 1. Gene Ontology annotation, molecular function: hydrolase activity. The record is from RefSeq and is a predicted model, not a curated record. NCBI's taxonomy places the organism in Eukaryota, Metazoa, Chordata, Mammalia, Carnivora, Otariidae.
CCGCGCACUGACCCUGCCGCCCCGCCCUGAGCAGAGGGCGCCGCCCGGACCCGGGCAGGACAGGCCCGGCGGUUGGGCUGUUCGGCGUCUUGACGUUCCCUCCCACACUGUGUACUCAGGGGAAGCCAGAAAAUCGCUCGCCAUGUCGGUUACGGAGGCGGGGGGUGUUUUCCGCCGAGCCAGGGGCAGGACCCUAGACGCGUUUCCCUCAGAAAAGGAAAGGGAAUGGAAAGGCCCGUUCUACUUCAUCCAAGGCGCAGACCCACAGUUCGGACUAAUGAAGGCCUGGUCCACUGGGGACAGUGACAGUGGUGGUGACGAGUGGGAGGAGAUCCGUCUAACUGAGCAAGCUGUUGAGGCCAUCAACAAGCUGAAGCCCAAACCCAGGUUCUUUGUGCUUUGCGGGGACCUCAUCCAUGCCAUGCCAGGGAUGCCCUGGCGGAAGGAGCAGACCGCGGACCUGCAGCGGGUGCUCGCGCGCGUGGACAGCGACAUCCCGCUGGUGCUGGUCAGCGGCAACCACGAUGUGGGCAACACCCCCACGCCCGAGACGGUGGCGGAGUUCCAGCGGACCUGGGGGGACGACUAUUUCAGCUUCUGGCUCGGGGGCGUCCUGUUCCUCGUCCUCAACUCCCAGUUCUGGUAUGAUGCCUCCCGAUGCCCCGCCUUGAAGCAGGCGCAGGACCAGUGGCUGGACCAGCAGCUGAGUGUCGCGGGCCAGCGCAAGUGCCAGCACGCCAUUGUCUUCCAGCACAUCCCUCUGUUCCUCCGCAGCAUCGACGAGGAAGACGACUACUUCAACCUCACCAAGUCCGUGCGGAAGGAGGUGGCCGACAAGUUCAUCAGAGCAGGUGUCACAGCUGUGUUCUCAGGCCACUACCACCGGAAUGCUGGGGGCACCUACCAGAACCUGGACAUGGUGGUGUCGUCGGCCAUCGGGUGCCAGUUGGGCCAAGACACCCACGGGCUCCGAGUCGUGGUGGUCACCGCCGAGAAAAUCGUUCAUCGAUACUACAGUUUGGAUGAGCUGAGUGAGAAGGGAAUAGAAGACGAUCUCAUGGGCCUAAUGGAGGAAAAGUGACUGCCCCUUGAGCCUGUGUCUGUCCUUCAUUCCUAGACCCAUAGAUUGCUCCAAGUCCACGGUUCACUUCCACUGGUUUCUUACCCCCCUGUUGAAAUAUAAAAGUAUUCCAGGCCGAUUUGUGGAUUUAUGUCAUUUUGCAUAAAUCAGAGAGCUGGGUCCUAUCCUCCUAAGUUAUAUUCAAAAUAAAGAGCUGCGUUCCCCUUAAAAAAGAGGGGGGUGGGGAAAGCCUGAAAACAAAGGAAUAAAUGAUAUUAGAAUCUUGCUGCCUCAGUGUUUGAGUCAGUUCUCCUAAUGAUGUGUUUCUCAGCUCUGCCUGUGAAAUCGAUUGCUUCUCCGUAGCAGAUGGUAAAAGUCUACCUGUCACCCUCCAUCCCACCUUGAUAUCCAAGUGCAGUCUUUGAUAAUUCCGUGAACAAACCGCAUCUGAUUGUCUUAGAUUGUGUUCACGACUCCCAAAAUACUAGGCAGAAACAAAGGUCAUCGCCUUUCCAUCCUAACAAAGCAAAUCAUUGUAUCCCAUUAUUAGAGCUGCGUGGGCUUUUUUUUUUUUUGGCACAGAACUGAGUAGACAGCACUUGCUAUUAAAUUUUGAGACUCCUACUAUUGUCGAUGAUGCAUUCGAUGCUAGUCAAAGUUGAAUUUGCCUUCUGGGUGACGAGAAAAGCCUCCUUGGCACACAAAUUGGCCAUCUCUAUAAACCUCCCCCUCCCCCCCAGAGACUAGAACUGAAGCCCCAAAGCACCACCUCUCUGUCUGUUUUGAGUUUCUUCACGGUCCCCUCCGAGGGCACAGGAGCUCCGCAGAUUGGCAUUCUUGUGUGAUGGGGAUGGCCCUCUUUGCUGUGUCUCCUUGGACAGAGCAAGUGGGAGUCAUGCAGAGUUCUGAAAAGAAACAAAGCAGAAACCCUGGCGGGCACAGAAACAAUACAUUCAGCCCUGUGAUCUGAAUCGGCGCCGACUUGGAUGAAAUGAACAGGGGGCGGGAUCCGUUGGCAAAGGAGCGCGGGUGGUUUAAGAUCAACACCGUUUUUAUGUGAGCUCCUUUGCCGCUGCCUCUGUGCGGCUGCCGACCACGCGAGAUAGCGUCUGUUGCCUCGUUCGAUAGGGAGCCCCGGCACUCCGUCCCACCUGAACAACCUCACGGCGCCAGGUGGUGGCAUCCGUCAGACCCAAACAACCAGUUACAAAUGAACUGCAAAGUCCAUUAAAUCAAAAGACUUCUUGUUAAAAAGUUUUAGUCAACGUAGCAAAACCGUGAAAAAUUAAAGAGAAGGCUAAUUGCAUAUGUAAAUUCAUAAGGCACAAAAGACAAGAAGUUAAUUAUGCUACAGAUUGGUGAUGCACCAGUAGGUCGUUGUGUUGUGGCACAAGAAAAUUAAAAUCUUUCGGGCGCCUGGGUGGCUCAGUUGGUUAAGCGACUGCCUUCGGCUCAGGUCAUGAUCCUGGAGUCCCGAGAUCGAGUCCCACA